GCAGCCUGCUUCCGAGUGUGUCUCACAAGGCCUGUCUCCGUCACCGUAGUUUUCCGUUCCACCAGUCCGCGGCCUCUUCUCGGACCUCCACCCCCUCCUUUUGUGUGUCUCCUUCUUUCUCCUUUCCCACUUCUUUCUUCUCGAACCUCGUUACAUCUCGGAACAAGAAGGAUUGGCGCUCUCCACUGACCCCCCGGCAGAGCAAGCAAACCUCAGGGGCUGGCACCGCGGCUCUAUUGCCCCGGGUGGACCUGGGACCCCGCCCGCCGCCUCGUCCUCCGCCGCAACAGUCACCUAAGUCUCAUCUUAUUCCACCUCCGCUGCCGCCUCCCCUGCCGCCGUCGUCUCGGCCUCGGCCUUCGAGGGUCCCGGGGCCAUUGGUGACGGUGACAGUUCACUUCCCUGAGGACUACUGUGAGUGUCCGGGAAGGGCGGGCCCGGGCCCGGCCGCGCUGUAUCCCGGGCCGGUCUCGUGGGAUCCUACGGCUUCAGGGACUUUCCGUCCUCCUGUCUGGCUUGUCGGGCACCGUUGGCCAGAGCUUCUUCGCCAUCUCUUUCUCCUCCUUCUCCUUCUGUGGGGUUAGAAAGCAAGUGCGAGCGUAGAGACAUUGAAGAUUGAGGCAAUCAAUGCUCGGUGUGGAGAGUUGCACAUUAAAAUUGAGGGAAAGGUGGAGGGCUAGCUUGCACUUUUUAUUUUGUGUUUCUGUGCAAGAUUUAGCCCAACUGUUAUUAUCUCUCGCGCUAGGCUGACGCCUGGUAACUAAUUAAGGAUGCGGCCCUCCCACUUAUCUAACUAAGCUAGAGAAAUGGGAUUCUUGUCCUAGCCCUGUUGGUCAGCUCUUCUCUUUUGGUCCCUUUACUAGAAGGCUGGAGCUUGUGUUUAAUUGUUUUACUCCCUUAAUUUACUCUCCCUCCCACCCAACCCCAUUCGCUUCCAUCCCUUUCUUUGUUUUUGAGUGUUAUGGGUUAGAGUAUUGAGUAUAAAAUGACUCAGUACUUUUGAGGCAUAUUGAGUAUGAAGUGUGACUAAAGGGUUCUUUUACUCAGCAGAAUGAAGGAAAUCGAAACUUUAAAAUCCCAGUGUAAUACCCUUGCUCUUAAUAUUGUGAAACCACAUUUUCCAAGUAUUAGACUUAAAACAGGAAAACAAAUUCUUGUUAUGGAUUUAGUUAAAAAAUUUCAUCUGUCAUUUUGCUUUCCCCUCAACGCGCUUUUCCUAAAUACUCUAAAAGAAAAAAUGGAGUUGGAAUUUGUGGAUUGUUUUUAAGUUCUUUUGUUAUUAUUAGCUAGAGAUGCUUUUUCUGAAGUUACUUACUAGUGGAGUUAGUGGAUAUUAUUGCCCUAUUGUCCUGGACAUGAUGCUUCAUUUGUUUCCCAAAGCUUGUCUGGAGGAUCAGAGAGCUUCUCUCUGGUUUGGAAAAACUGAUGAUACCUUAGGGGUUUUUCCAAAGUUUUCCAGUGUUUUCUGAUGGGCUGCACUAAUGAUAAUGCCUUUGGCAAAAUGCAACUGUGGCAAUGGAAUUAACCAACUUUCUUGUACUUGGGAUUGUCUGUAACUGGGCAAUUAAUUCUUUUAGUAUAACUUCAGUAACAUAAUAUCUCUUGAACCCUGUUCAGGUUUGAACUCCUGGACUGGUUUGAGGAGAGGUAAGAUGAAGUUUGGGUCAGGUGGUAUGGUACAGAAGAAAGACUUUGGAGUCAGAGGGCCUGGAUUCCACUUUUCUGGCCUAUCUUUCAAAUGAGGAAAUUAUAUUACAUUUAUUUAAAUUUACUAUGCCAGGUACUGUGCCAAGUUCUUUUACCUCAGGAAACAAGAGGGGAGAAUAACAUAUAAACAUGUAAAUAAAAUCUAGAAAGUAAUUUCUUUGGAGAAGAGAGGGUGCAGGUCUAAUGAGAAAGGCACUGUGUUAAACAAUAAAAGGAAUUUCAGAGUGUAUGGAAGGAUAGAGAAGAAUGGGAUGGGGUUGAGAAUGGACAGGGACAAGGGAGUGGUGAUUAAGGAAGGAAGCUUGUGCCUAGGAAUCUUACAUUCAAUCUAUUUUAAGUAGAGCCAUUGAAUAGAUUAUAGUCAUUAACUUCAUGGGAAAAAUGCUGAAGAUGAUUUGUUUAUAUCAAUUGCCGAGAAAGAACUGGAGGAUGAGAGAAUGGGAUAGGAUUUGGGGAUAGAGCUCAAUUCCUGAUGCUGCCUAGCUAGUCAGGACAAGACUUGGGGGCGGGGAGCUGUGUAUUGGAACCAGGAUUGUUACAGAGGGAUGAGGCAUGUUUGAACUUGGUAGUUAGGUCAGCUCAGCUCCAACACUGACUAAUGUUGAGGCUCUUCUAGCUGUAAAUCUGAUGAUGUAAGACUUUGCUGUAGGUUUAUAUGGGACUUUAGAGUAUUUUGUGAUUGCUGACAUGGGUUCAGAAGAAAAAACAAAGCAUAUCAUAUAUAGUUAUAUCUAAGAUAUGUGUAUAAAUUUAGUGGAGAGAAAUUAAAAGGCUUUCUGAAUUCAAAUCUGAUAGCAUUUCUAGAUAGAUGGAGUGCAUUUGUGGCAACAGAAUUGGCUGUGAUGCGUCUUUCACUAUCCGGAAUCUUUUCUGAUUGUUUACCAUCAACCAGAAGUAUUUUAUGGGACAUAUGUAAGCUCAGUACUGAUAAUGGAUAACAGUGACUUGCAAGGAAGUUGUAAGGGUGUACCUGUAGCCAGAAUCUCUUGGAAUUUCAUCUAGUUUGCACCACCUAUCCAUUCUUUGCUGAUGCAGCAGGGCACACAAAUUCUAGGGCUCAAGAGUCAGCAGAGGUAACAAAAUACAUGUUCACGUAAAGUGAACAAGAGCAUGUUCCCAAAUUCCUCAAACUUGGGUCGUCCACCCUUCCAUCCAAAGUUUCAACAGCCCAGUAACUUCUUCAAACUUCCCCUCAACCUAUCCCCAACUCUUUCUCACCAGCAGAUUGUUGAUGCCCAGUUCAACUGUCAAAAUGUAGAUCUACCAAGAACUCUCUUAAGUGGGAACCUUUCACCUAUCCCAACACAGUCAUUAUCUUAUGGAAAUGGAAGUCCAAUACGAACAUCAACAUCAACUUCUCCAGUAUUCCGAGGAAGGAAGAGAUUAAGCAAUGAACAAAAUGUUCCCCUUGACGUUAAAAGGCAGCGGUUUCAUUCACCUUAUCACGAAUCAACAGUAGCUAACCAAACAGUGCCUUUACCAGAUGAAAGAAGAUACUCAGCACCAGGAUCAGUUACUCCACCAUUGUUGCAUGUGAAUUAUGCACCAGAUUUAGUCAGAUCUGUUCCACCCUUUCGAGAGGCACCAUUUUUGGAACCUAGAGAAAUUACACUUCCAGUGGCCAAAGAUAAGUUGAGUCAGCAGGUAUUGGACUUAUUUCAAGUGUGUCAGCAGCAAUCCUGUGAUUUGAAGAAGAAAGAACUCUGUCGAACACAAUUGCAGAGAGAAAUCCAACUGAUAUUUCCACAUAGCAGACUCUUCUUGGUUGGAUCCUCAUUAAAUGGAUUUGGUACAAGGAGUAGUGAUGGUGAUUUGUGCCUGGUUGUUAAGGAGGAGCCAGUAAAUCAGAAGACUGAAGCAAGGCAUAUACUCAGCUUAGUCCAAAAACAUUUCUGUACUAGACUUUCAGGCUACAUUGAGAGACCUCAGCUGAUUCGAGCAAAAGUGCCAAUUGUGAAAUUCAGGGAUAAAGUCAGUUGUGUGGAGUUUGACUUGAAUGUAAACAAUAUUGUAGGAAUAAGAAACACAUUCCUCCUCAGAACCUAUGCAUAUCUUGAGAGUCGAGUUCGUCCCUUAGUACUGGUGGUUAAGAAGUGGGCAAGUCAUCAUGAGAUAAAUGAUGCCAGUCGUGGCACGUUAAACAGCUAUAGCCUUGUACUGAUGGUUUUGCACUAUUUACAAACCCUACCUGAACCCAUCCUUCCAUCCCUCCAAAAAAAUUACCCAGACUCCUUUAGUCCUUCUAUGCAGCUGCACCUUGUACAUCAAGCUCCAUGUUCCAUUCCUCCCUACCUCUCAAAGAAUGGUUCAGCUCUUGGGGACCUGUUACUAGGCUUCCUCAAAUAUUAUGCCACAGAAUUUGACUGGAACAGCCAAAUGAUUUCAGUUCGUGAAGCCAAAGCCAUUCCAAGACCUGAUGGUAUUGAGUGGAGAAAUAAAUUCAUCUGUGUAGAAGAACCAUUUGAUGGAACAAAUACAGCCAGAGCUGUGCAUGAAAAGCAGAAAUUUGACAUGAUCAAAGAUGAAUUUCUAAAGUCAUGGCACAGAUUGAAAAGCAAGAGAGACUUAAACAGUAUACUACCUUUACGAGCUACUAUGCAGAAAAGAUAACUGGCUUCUAAUCAAUUCCUAAUCACUUCUGAGAAAUAAAGGACAUUAUUAACACCUCAAUGCAUUUUGUUCCCUCCAUCUUGGUUUCUUUUUAAUUAAAUAUUUUCUUUUUCAGAUUUUGUUAAAAUAUUUGUAUAAAGGAUUGCAUAUUUUAUUAUGGCAUUUGCUACUAUUACUAUACACCUAAGUUUAAAAAUGCAUUUCUAAAAAUAUAUACGUUAUUGACUUAUGGUAGAUGCUAUUUUGCCAUAAGUUUAAGGACACAAAAUUAACUAGAUUUGUGAAACUGGUUGGAGCAAUUAAAAGGACUUCAGAAGGAUUAAAAUACAAUUGUACCAAAUUAGCACAGAAGAGAUUUGUCAAAUUUGUGGGAAAGGUGUGAUCACUAUCAAAGUAUAACAACAUUCAGUUGCUAUUCCAUUGUCCAGAUCUACACUAGUAAAAUGAAAGUUGAAGCAAAAAAGUUACCAGAACUUUUUGUUUAACUUCCUAGGGUUGAUGAUGAGACCUUAGGAUGUGACCAUUUUAGCACAGGACAGGAGAGUACGUUUGGGUUACUAUUGGAAUUAAUUUUUCUUGUUGAAACAAUAAUACAUUUUGCACUGUAUUGCACCAUAGUCCUGUGAACAUUAAUUCUGGGUUGUUCCCAGAUUGGUGUAGUCAAAUAUCGACAUACUGGAAUAUCUCCCAGUGUUUCUAAUAGCUCAAUAUAGUGAGCUCUUAUCCUCAGCAUUUUUCAAUUUUUAUUUUCCCUGUGACAUGAAACAACAGAGAUAAUUAUCAAAGUUAAGAUUAUAUCCUACUUAUAGUAUCAGGAUUUUUCUGAAUACUAAAUCAUAGGAAUAAUAUAAUCUAAACUGAAAUUUUUAGACAGCAAGCCUACUAUAAAAUAUUUUAAGUGAUCCAUCACAGAACGAAUAUAUGUAGAUGUUUAAAAUUUGUAAAGAGUAUAUCAAGGACCUUUUUUUUAAAGUAUUUCCUUUCCACAUGAAGAAAGUAGUGGUGACUGCUAAAAUAGCUGCUAAAAUAAACCAAGGUUUUUUGUUUUAAUUUUGUGUAAAUAUUUGUAAAUUGGUCAGCUAUUGUAAAUUGAAAUAAAGUAAUUAAAAUUUUUAACUUUUUAAAAA
This is a messenger RNA of Monodelphis domestica (gray short-tailed opossum), 5444 nucleotides long. RefSeq names its product terminal nucleotidyltransferase 2 (gene TENT2). Gene Ontology annotation, biological process: RNA 3'-end processing. The record is from RefSeq and is a predicted model, not a curated record. Gene Ontology annotation, molecular function: poly(A) RNA polymerase activity. NCBI's taxonomy places the organism in Eukaryota, Metazoa, Chordata, Mammalia, Didelphimorphia, Didelphidae.